Molecule: messenger RNA, 305 nt
Organism: Malurus melanocephalus (red-backed fairy wren)
Lineage: Eukaryota; Metazoa; Chordata; Aves; Passeriformes; Maluridae
Gene: RPL36
Product: ribosomal protein L36
Exons: 2
Coding region: 16-261 (81 amino acids)
Biological process (GO): cytoplasmic translation
Cellular component (GO): ribosome; cytosolic large ribosomal subunit
Molecular function (GO): structural constituent of ribosome
Source: RefSeq, a predicted model, not a curated record
UGACUUAUAACCUGCAUGUUUCCUCCCUUCCCACAGCGCCUGACCAAACACACCAAGUUUGUGCGAGACAUGAUCAGRGAGGUUUGUGGCUUUGCACCCUAUGAGCGACGUGCAAUGGAGUUGCUGAAAGUGUCCAAGGACAAACGUGCUCUGAAAUUCAUCAAGAAGCGGGUUGGCACUCACAUUCGGGCCAAGAGGAAGCGRGAGGAACUCAGUAACGUCCUGGCAGCCAUGAGGAAAGCUGCUGCAAAGAAGGAUUGAGUUGUACAGGYUGCAAUACAAUAAAGUCCUUUCUCCCAAAAGCA